AUGUCCGGUCGGAGGAGAGCAGUCGUAUUUGCAGGCGCUCUUGCGCUGCGAAUCCUGCUCAUCGUUCUUUUCCCUUCUCUUCCGGACUUGUUGACGGGGAGGGUCGAAGUGUCGACUCCGGUCAAUAGCUUCAAGAGACUGCAGGAAGGCCUUUUUCUAUAUACUCGCAAUGUGUCCCCUUAUGACGGAGGAGUCUUCCACCAGGCACCCCUCCUUCUCCCUAUCUUUUCCUUGCUACCCAACGCCAGAGAUUACCCUCUACCCACUGCGUUAUUUUUCACGAUAAUUGAUCUGGUGAAUGCGAACGCGCUGGUUACCAUAUCGGACUCGAAUCAGGCGGUAUCCGGAAGACUGUAUAGUGCACUUCGCAAACAGAUUCGCUGGGAUGGGGUUGAAGUCGCUGCAUGGUUCCUGUUCAACCCCUUUACUAUCGCGACCUGCCUCGGACGAUCCACGAGUGUGUUGACUACAACCGGCAUUCUGUACGCUGUGUCCAACGCCGUUAGUGGAAACAGUCUCAAUGCCAUGUUAGCGCUUGGAUUCGCUUCGUAUCUUUCAAUCUACCCGGCCCUCUUAUUCAUACCGCUUGUUCUUCUAUGCUACGACCGACGGGCUCAGAGCGCCAACCCCCCCUCUGGAAUCGCUACUUUCUCAGGCCAACACCUAGGGGUCUUUCUGCUAAGCAUCGCCGGUUUGCUUGGCGUUUCGUGUUUACUUGUUGGCAACCUCUAUGAGUUUGUCUCCGCCACGUAUGGAUUCCAGUUGCUGGUGCCAGACCUUACUCCCAAUGUCGGUUUAUGGUGGUAUUUCUUCAUCGAGAUCUUCGACUCCUUCCGGGAAUUCUUCCUCGGUGUUUUCUGGCUUCAUCUAGCAGCAUACGUUGGAGCUCUCAGUAUAAGGAUACGGCGCCAGCCCCUGUUUGUCAUUGCAUCACUUCUGGGAGUCUUCGCCAUCUUUAAACCUUAUCCGAGUAUCUCGGAUGCGUCUCUUUAUUUUGCGCUUUUGCCACUUUAUCGACAUCUCUUUCCUUUGAUGCGCUAUACUUUCUUCGCUAUUUCCGCCUUACUCUACGCUACUCUCCUCGGCCCUGCCUUCUAUUACCUCUGGAUCUACGCCGGCUCCGGCAAUGCCAACUUUUUCUACGCCAUCACCUUAGUAUGGAGUCUAGGGCUUUCAAUCUUACUUGCGGAUACCAUAUUUGCUGCUCUCAGAGAGGAGUGGGAGCAAGACAACCCCGAGGUGCGAGGCAAAGACGUGAGACAAGUGUAA
Messenger RNA from Aspergillus melleus, 1269 nucleotides. RefSeq names its product GPI-anchor transamidase subunit GAB1. Lineage: Eukaryota; Fungi; Ascomycota; Eurotiomycetes; Eurotiales; Aspergillaceae. Bases 1 to 1269 code for a protein of 422 amino acids. Gene Ontology annotation, biological process: attachment of GPI anchor to protein; protein localization to cell surface. The record is from RefSeq and is a predicted model, not a curated record. The transcript has 5 exons. Gene Ontology annotation, cellular component: membrane; GPI-anchor transamidase complex.